Molecule: messenger RNA, 1833 nt
Organism: Candoia aspera
Lineage: Eukaryota; Metazoa; Chordata; Lepidosauria; Squamata; Candoiidae
Product: vomeronasal type-2 receptor 26-like
Exons: 6
Coding region: 1-1833 (610 amino acids)
Biological process (GO): G protein-coupled receptor signaling pathway
Cellular component (GO): plasma membrane
Molecular function (GO): G protein-coupled receptor activity
Source: RefSeq, a predicted model, not a curated record
AUGCUGUGGCCCCCGCUGGAAUAUUGGGAAGAGCGAGGGUUAUCCGAGCUGACGAAGCUGCUUGAGGGGACAAGCAAAGGGAUUAGGGGGCCAGCAGAGCGAUUGGGAAAGAAGGCAGCCGCCGGAGCAAAGGGAAGAAGGGGCGGACGAGUCAUCCCCAACAAAUACCAGCAGUUCCUGGCCUUGGUAUUUGCAGUCACAGAGGUCAACAAGGACCUGGUUCUCCUCCCCAACAUCACACUCGGCUUCCGCAUCUACGACAAUAGCCAGACUGAGAGGAGGAUCUCCUUGAACAGCCUCUCUCUGCUCUCCACACGAGGCCGAAUGGUUCCAGGUUAUCAAUGUGACAGGCAGGAUGCCCUGCUGUCUGUCAUUGGUGGCAGUGACUCCAAGUCCUCAAGGCAGAUGGCCCCCAUCUUCACCAUCCUCAAGGUCCCACAGAGCAUGACGGGUGGAAGUUACAACAUCUACAAUGCCGUUUACUCUGUGGCACACGCACUACAGGCAAUGCAUGGAUCAGGAGCCCGACCAGCCUUGAUGAGGCUUGGAAAGAAGAUCUCCAAUGUCCAGUCAUGGCAGAUUCUUCCAUAUUUGAUGAAUGUCCGGUUCAAUGAUAGUGCUGGAAAUGAAGUCUCAUACUCAGAAAACGGACUGGGAUCUGCUCGUUAUGAUCUUCUGAACUGGGUUUUCCUCCUCAAUCAAACUUUCAUCCCUGUGACAGUUGGGCAAAUAGAUCCUGGGGCUCCCCCAGGCCAGGAUUUCACCAUUAACCCAGAUGCAGUCAUCUGGGCCACAAAGAAGGUGCCCUUUGCCAGGUGUGGCAUGAAGAGGUGCCAUGCGGGGGAGAGGAGAAGCGUUCCAGAGGGCGAGCAGGUCUGCUGCUACCAAUGUGACCCUUGUCCAGAAGGGACCAUGUCUGAUCAGACAGAUGCAGCUCGCUGUGACCCCUGCCCAGAAGACCAGUACCCUAACAAGGGCAAAGAUCACUGCAUGGCCAAGAAGAUCCACUUCCUUUCCUAUCAAGAAACCCUGGGAUAUGCUUUGGCUUCUCUCGCUCUUUCUCUCUCUGUGAUCACGUUGGCAGUCCUGGCGAUUUUCCUUAAACAUUGUGACACACCGAUUGUCAGAGCAAACAACAGAGAUCUCACCUACAUCCUCCUGGUCUCCCUCCUGCUCUGCUUCCUCUGCUCCUUCUUCUUCAUUGGUCGACCCGGGAAGCUUACCUGUCUCUUCCGACAAACUGCCUUUGCCAUCCUCUUUUCCAUUGCUGUUUCUUCUGUGUUGGCAAAAACUGUCAUGGUGGUUCUGGCCUUCAUGGCCACCAAGCCAGGGAACAGGAGCAGGAAAUUCUUAGGAAAGCCACUGACAAACUCCAUUGUCAUAGCCUGCCCCCUGGUUCAAGCAGUUCUUUGUGCCACUUGGCUGGUAAUCUCUCCCCCGGUUCCCCACUUGGACUUCUACUCCUUGAUAGGAGAGAUAAUCUUAGAAUGUAAGGAAGGCUCAGCUUCAAUGUUUUAUGCUGUCCUUGCUUACCUGGGUUUCCUGGCCCUCCUCAGUUUCACAGUGGCCUUUCUGGCUAGGAAAUUGCCUGACAGCUUUAAUGAAGCCAAGUUCAUUACUUUUAGCAUGCUCGUCUUUUGCAGUGUUUGGAUCACCUUCCUCCCCACCUACCUGAGCAGCAAAGGGAAGUCUAUGGUAGCUGUGGAGAUCUUCUCCAUUUUGGGCUCUGGAGCUGGCCUCUUGGUUUGUAUCUUUUUCCCCAAGUGCUACAUUAUCCUAUUGAGGCCCAAUCUGAAUUGCAGAGAAAAUAUAGUGAGGAACAAAAAAAUCUGA